Camelina sativa (false flax) is the source of this 438-nucleotide messenger RNA. Its product is annotated as sm-like protein LSM8. Gene Ontology annotation, molecular function: mRNA binding. Lineage: Eukaryota; Viridiplantae; Streptophyta; Magnoliopsida; Brassicales; Brassicaceae. Gene Ontology annotation, biological process: mRNA splicing, via spliceosome. The record is from RefSeq and is a predicted model, not a curated record. Gene Ontology annotation, cellular component: U6 snRNP; U4/U6 x U5 tri-snRNP complex; precatalytic spliceosome.
CAAACACACAGCCGAGCCCGAGGAGUUCUCUGAAAGCAGUGCGAAGGUUUUUUUAGGGCUUUACGAAUCAGAAAGCUCUGCUAAGCAACUGCGUUUUGAUUCGGAAGCAGUAAAGGUCAUAUUGUUCUCUGGACUCUUAGUAUGGCGACAGCCACUGGUCUCGAGUCUCUUGUUGAUCAGAUGAUUUCGGUGAUUACAAAUGAUGGACGCAACAUUGUGGGAGUUCUUAAAGGUUUCGACCAAGCUACAAAUAUAAUCCUUGAUGAAUCUCAUGAACGUGUGUUUUCCACAAAGGAAGGGGUACAACAGCAUGUGUUGGGUUUGUACAUUAUCAGAGGCGACAACAUAGGUGUUAUUGGGGAGCUGGACGAGGAGCUUGAUGCAAGUCUGGACUUAUCAAAACUGAGAGCUCAUCCUUUGAAACCCGUCGUGCAUUGA